Molecule: messenger RNA, 3414 nt
Organism: Ochotona princeps (American pika)
Lineage: Eukaryota; Metazoa; Chordata; Mammalia; Lagomorpha; Ochotonidae
Gene: ADAMTS4
Product: ADAM metallopeptidase with thrombospondin type 1 motif 4
Exons: 9
Coding region: 452-2986 (844 amino acids)
Biological process (GO): proteolysis; extracellular matrix organization
Cellular component (GO): extracellular matrix
Molecular function (GO): metalloendopeptidase activity
Source: RefSeq, a predicted model, not a curated record
UACAGAGCAGCCAAUCGCAGAAGCUCUGGAGGCUUAAAAGAGCUGGACAGGCUGGGGACAGCCCAAGGGGGAGACCCAUAGACUCACAGACACGGGACAGACAGGACGGAGAGGCCAAGACAAAGGCACGGCGCGGCGAGGCAGGGCCAGACAGAGUCAUAGAGAGAGACCAGAGAAGCUGCAGAAGACACGGGCAGGGAGACAAAGAUCCAGGAGAGGGGAGCGCAGGAUCAGAGAGACCCGGAGCAGCAGACCCCGGGACACCUCCCCUAAGCCUAAGGGAUAGAUUCUCUCCACUUCCUCUGAAGGUCCUCCAGCCCCUUUGAAAGCUCUUGCUUUGGAGUCUAGCCUCCAGGGCUGCAGAGAGGAGCUUUGCAGAGCUCAGGCUUGUGGAGGACUUGGUGCCCCCAGACGGCUGGCCUCAGUCUCUCUCAGCUGCAGCACCAGUACCAUGUCCCGAGCGGGCUUGCAUCCCGGGAGGAGCUUGGCGGGGCCCUGGCUGUGGGGAGUCCAGCCCCGCCCGCCGAUCCCUGCCGGGCCCCGCCGCUCCAGACUGGUGUGGCCGCUGCCGCUGCUGCCGCUGCUGCCGCUACUACUAGCCUCCUUCCUGCCCUCAGCCUGGCCAGCCAGCCCCCUCCCCCGGGAAGAGGAGAUCGUGUUUCCAGAGAAGCUCAACGGCAGCGUCCCUCCUGGCCCGGGUUCCUCUGCCAGGCUCUUAUACCGCUUGCCGGCCUUUGGGGACACGCUGCUACUAGAGCUGGAACAGGAUCCCGGCGUGCGGGUCGAGGGGCUGACAGUGCAAUACUUGGGCCGGUCGCCCGAGCUGCUGGGCGGGGCAGAGCCAGGCACCUACCUGACCGGCACUAUCAAUGGUGAUCCAGAAUCGGUGGCCUCUCUUCACUGGGAUGGGGGAGCCCUGCUGGGAGUGUUGCAGUAUCGAGGGGUUGAACUUCACCUGGAGCCCCUGGAAGGGGGCUCGCUUAACUCUGCUGGGGGACCUGGAGCUCACAUCCUACGUCGGAAGAGUCCUGCCAGUGGCCAGGGGCCCAUGUGCAACGUCAAGGCCCCUCCGGGGAACCCUGGUCCCGGCCCCCGAAGAGCCAAGCGCUUCGCUUCGCUGAGCAGAUUCGUGGAGACCCUGGUGGUAGCCGACGACAAGAUGGCGGCGUUUCACGGCGCGGGGCUGAAACGCUACCUGCUGACGGUCAUGGCAGCGGCGGCCAAGGCCUUCAAGCACCCAAGCAUCCGUAACCCCGUCAACCUGGUGGUGACCCGACUGGUGAUUCUGGGGUCAGGCGAGGAGGGGCCCCAGGUUGGGCCCAGUGCUGCCCAGACCCUACGCAGCUUCUGUGCCUGGCAACGGGGCCUCAACACCCCUAACGACUCGGACCCGGACCACUUUGACACGGCCAUCCUGUUUACCCGGCAGGACCUGUGCGGGGUCUCCACUUGUGACACUCUGGGCAUGGCUGAUGUGGGCACCGUCUGUGACCCUGCUCGGAGCUGUGCUGUUGUGGAAGAUGAUGGACUCCAGUCAGCCUUCACAGCGGCUCAUGAACUGGGCCAUGUCUUCAACAUGUUGCACGACAACUCCAAGCAGUGCACUGAUCUGAAUGGGCAUGGUAGUACCUCCCGCCAUGUCAUGGCACCCGUGAUGGCGCACGUAGAUCCUGAAGAGCCGUGGUCCCCCUGCAGUGCCCACUUCAUCACCAACUUCCUGGACAAUGGCUACGGACACUGUCUCCUAGACAAGCCAGAAGCUCCCCUGCAUCUGCCGGUGACUUUCCCUGGCAAGGACUAUGAUGCCGACCGCCAGUGCCAGCUGACCUUCGGGCCCGACUCGCACCAUUGUCCACAGCUGCCGCCACCCUGUGCCGCCCUCUGGUGCUCUGGCCACCUCAACGGCCAUGCCAUGUGCCAGACCAAACACUCACCCUGGGCCGAUGGCACCCCUUGCGGACCCGCACAGGCCUGCAUGGGGGGCCGCUGCCUCCAUGUGGACCAGCUCCAGGAAUUCAAUAUUCCACAGGCUGGUGGCUGGGGUCCCUGGGGACCGUGGGGUGACUGCUCUCGGAGCUGCGGGGGUGGCGUCCAGUUCUCCUCCCGGGACUGCACAAGGCCUGUGCCAAAGAAUGGUGGCAAGUACUGUGAGGGUCGCCGCACCCGCUUCCGCUCCUGCAACACUGAAAAUUGCCCAACCGGCUCAGCAUUGACCUUCCGUGAGGAGCAGUGUGCAGCUUACAACCACCGUACAGACCUCUUCAAGAACUUCCCAGGACCCAUGGACUGGGUCCCUCGCUACACAGGUGUGGCCGCUCGGGACCAGUGCAAACUCACCUGCCAGACCCAAGCAUUGGGCUACUACUACGUGCUGGAACCAAGGGUGGUGGACGGGACCCCCUGUUCUCCGGACAGUUCCUCCGUCUGCGUCCAGGGCCGCUGCAUCCAUGCCGGUUGUGACCGCAUCAUCGGCUCCAAGAAGAAGUUUGAUAAGUGCAUGGUGUGUGGCGGCGACGGCUCCAGCUGUAGCAAGCAGUCGGGCUCCUUCAAGAAAUUCAGGUACGGAUACAACAACGUGGUCACCAUCCCGGCGGGAGCCACCCACAUCCUUGUCAGGCAGCAGGGAGCCCCGAGUCCCCGGAGCAUCUACUUGGCCCUGAAGCUCUCGGACGGCUCCUACGCCCUCAACGGUGAAUACACACUGACACCCUCCGCUACCGACGUGGUGCUGCCCGGAGCCGUCAGCUUGCGCUACAGCGGGGCCACUGCGGCCUCAGAGACGCUGUCUGGCCACGGGCCGCUGGCCCAGCCCUUGACACUGCAGGUCCUGGUGGCUGGCAACCCCCAGAAUGCACGUCUCCGAUACAGCUUCUUCGUGCCCCGGCCGGUGCCUUCCGCACCGCGUGCCACGCCCCAGGACUGGCUGCACCGCCGGGCACAAAUCCUGGAGAUCCUCCGGCGGCGCUCCUGGGCAGGCAGGAAAUAACCUCACCAUCCCGGCUGCCCAUUCUGGGCACCGGGCCUUGAACUAACUAGCAGGACAGGGGGCUUCGCGGCUGUCUCCUGCUGAGACACAGUGGGGAAGGGACCCCGGGAUGAGUCCCGCUGCUCCCCACGGCCCAACACGCAGGCUGGCCCUGCCCUGGUUUCCUGGUGGGCAGAUGCACGGGGGAAAUUGGCAGACAGUCCCCUUUAUCUAAACUGUCCCCUUCACACUGCUGGUCACAGGAGGGAGGGGGAAGGCAGGGUGGGCCUGGGUCCUCGUUGUAUUUAUUUAGUAUUUAUUCACUUUUAUUUAGCACCAGGGAAGGGGAUGAGGACUGGGGUCCAGGGGCAGCUAACCCCCACCCCUCACAGCCCCCACCCUAGCUAGGAAAUCUAGGGUGGUGGUGCUUGUCAGAACUUAUCUGAGAG